This is a messenger RNA of Aphidius gifuensis, 6063 nucleotides long. RefSeq lists its product as uncharacterized. The record is from RefSeq and is a predicted model, not a curated record. The coding region runs from base 1530 to 5615 and encodes 1361 amino acids. Gene Ontology annotation, cellular component: trans-Golgi network transport vesicle; trans-Golgi network; endosome. NCBI's taxonomy places the organism in Eukaryota, Metazoa, Arthropoda, Insecta, Hymenoptera, Braconidae. The transcript is spliced from 4 exons.
AUAUAAAGUUAUAAAUAUAUAAAAAUAAAAUGUUUAAAGAAAAACAAAAAAAAUAUAAACAAUUAUAAUUAGAGUUACACUUGUGUGUCUGUGUGUAACAUUAUGUAUCUGUGUAACUCAGUGUAACUAAAAAAAUCCAGUCCAAAUAAUAAAUACGAAAAAAAUUAAAAAAAAAAAAAACACAGGCUUCCUAAAAUUCCAUUGACCUUUUGUAUAAUUCUUCCAUCAAAAAGGCUAAAAAUUACAAAAAAAAAAAAAAAAUUGACCGUUCAGCAAAAAAACAAUAAUAAUACAAAAAAAAAAACAAGUUUUAAUAUAUUAUUGUUGAUGUGUAGUGGUGUGUUGGCAAAAUGGAGUAAAAUCUCUGAAAAAAAGGAUAAUAAUAAUAACAAUAUCAAGUAAGCAUCAAGAAAUAACAAAAAGUGUGUGCAAAUAUAUCUGUGUGUGUAUAGCAGUGUAUAGAUUUGUGUGGUAAAAAGUAAAAGACGCGGGUAAACGAUUAAAAUGAGAGAGAACGCGUCAUUUUAUUUAAAAUAAAUAUUUAAAAAAAAUAAAAAGAGAAAGAGAGAUAAAAAAAACAAGUAAGGUGUACUUGUAUAUAUCUAGUACACACUUAAAUAUAUAUAUAUGAUACAUGUGUGUGUGUAAUUUGUUGGAGGACUGUUGGAGCCAGCAGCCAGCCAGUAAUUUUUGUUGAAUUUAGAGUAAGACAGAUAAAAGGGUGUUAAAAAAAGAGUAAGUGAAAGAGAAACAAGGUUGCAAGGAGACCGCCGUCAUCGCCGCGCGCGCUAUGCCAUUGUCGCCUCGCUACCGAAUAUUACCGAGGGUGACAUUUCAAGUAUAAUUUCAUAUUUAACAUUUAUAUUAAUAUCAUGUGUGUGUGCCAAAUUUAAUUAUUUAUAUUAAAAUAAACAAUUAUUUUCAUAAUUUUAACAUAACAAAGUGCUUCAAUAAUAAUUAACAGAAAAAAAAAAAAAAGCAAAAAAGCAAACAAACCACAUAAUUUGCUUUAAAAAAAAAUUUUUUUUUUUUUUUUUUUCAAUUUGUUCGUUUUUUACUUUUGCUGUUUUAUUUUAUUUUUUUAUUUUUUAUUGGAAACAGAAGGAAAAAAAAAUCUGUGUGUGAGUUAAUUGUGCAAAAAUUGUUACAGAUUUACGCACAAGUGAGAUAAAUAUUCGACCAACUGUUAAAAAAUUUUGGUCUUGUUGUGAUAUGACUAAUUGUGAAAUUAAAAAACGAGUAAUAUUUUUUUCAUGUUUUUUAUUUCUUAUUUUUAACUAUUAAAAAACAUAUUAAUAUUUGUUUUGAGUUUGUAAAAAGCUGCUAAUAUUAAAGUAUAACCUCAAUCAGCUAUAAAACUGUUAAAAUUAAUUAAAAAAUUAAUUAAUUAUUAUUAUUUUAUUAUAGAUACAUACAUAAAAAUAUAUGCAGAUGCUAAUGAUAAGCUUAAAAUGACUGUUUUAAUUCAUUCAAAUAAAAAUAAAUAAUUAUUAAAUGAUAAUAAUAAUAACAAACACGACUGGACAAAAAUGAAAACAGAGAAAAAGUCAAAUGAACCAAGUUACAUACCAAGUGCAGUGGUUAAAGAAGAUCCUGAUGGUGAUAGUGUUAAAAUAAAAGAAGAAAGUGUUGGUGCUAGUGGUAAUAACGAGGAUGUACCUGGUGAUGAGACAAACGAGUGUACAAGAGAUCCAAACUUGGAUACGAGUAAUGGUGAUGGUAAUAUGCCAAUGGAUUCACAAAAUGGAAAUGGUAACAAUCAACCAAUGCUAAAUUCAGUUAAACAAGAAAUUGAUCAUAAUAAUCCAACAGAUGAUUUAACAACUGAAGGAAUUCAACCAUUAGUUAGCAAUGUGAUUAGUAAGCAAAUGGGUGGAGGUGGAGGUGGUGGUGGAGGUAGUGAAGCACAGUACAUGCAACAACAAAAUCAAGUUUAUGUAUUUUCAACAAAUUGGGCAAAUGAAGCAGCUAAAGCUGUAUGCCAAGGAAACUUUGAAUCAAUAGUUGCUUAUCAUAAUGCCCAACCACAAACUAAAAAAUUUAUUGAGAAAAAUCCACAAAAGGCAAAUCAUUUUCGUCAAAAUCCAGCGCAAUGGCUCAGCAAUAUGGCAAUGUUAAAACAAAAAAAUCAAAAUCAACCAACUCCAAGUAAUCAAUUUUCAAAUGAACAACCACCAGAUUUACGAGCAAUUGAUCCAACAGCACCAUCAUUUUGGAAUAAUCAACAAAAUUUAAGAAAUAUAAAUGGUGGAAAUAAUGAUACAAAUAUUGACGAUACAAAUAUUGAUGUGCCUUGUCUUAUUCCAAAUUCACCAAAUAAUACAACAACAAAUAACUCAAAUAGUCAAUCAUCUGGUAAUCAAACAUUGGGACAAAGUCCAAAUAUAUGUGGAAGAUCAACAAGUCCAGGUAUAGUUGGACCUGGACAACCAUCAUUACAAGGUACUCAAGUACCAGAUGAAGAUUUAACACCUGAACAACGACAUCAUCGUGAUUCUAAACUUGCUACUCUAAGACAACUUCAACUUAGCUUAUUUAAACCAGAUAAUGAAUUAGAUCCAACACAAAUACCAACAGGUACACCUCUUCCAACAACAAAUGUACCUGUACCACCUCCUGUAACAACAGCAAGUGGACAACAGUGUCCAACAAAAAUUGACUGGAAUACAACUUUAAAUCCAUUUAUAAAUGAUGGAAAAAAUAAGGUUGAUGUUGGUAGUCCAGGGCCAAUGCCUCAUCGCAACCCUAAUAUAAUUGGUAGCGGUAACAGUGGCGGUGGUGUUGUUGGUAGUAAUAAUAAUAAUAAUAACAAUAAUAAUAAUAACAGUGGUGGUGGUGUUGGUGGUAAUGGUAAUGGUCUUAGAUCUCAGGGUCCUCCACCUCCAUAUCAUCAAACAACUCGAUCAGCAAGUGUUCCAAUAGCCAUACAAAGUCCAAAUCCAUCAUCUCCAAAUAAUCCAACAAGUAAUUUAUCACUACCAUCACCUCGUGCAAGUUCAGCAUUAAAUUCACCAGCUGAUUGUAAUAGACAAUUUCAACUUAAUCCUCAAAGAACAGUUGGACAUUUACCUGGUCAAAGUCCAACAAGUCAAGAUUCACCUAAUCCUGGUAUUGCACCAACAACAUCAAUAACAAAUUCACGAUUAAAUCAUAGUAAUCCAGGUACACCAGUGUCACAUUCACAUAUUACGACUCUUAGUCCAAAUAGUACACCUCAAAAAGAUAAUUCAUUAGAUUUUACAUCAAAUCAACCUUCAAAUAUUGAUGGUAUGUAUAGUAGUAGAACAUUGGCAUCACUUGCUCAACAAAAACAACAACAACAACAACAACAACAACAACAACAACAACAACUUGGUGGCCCAUUAGUAAAAGAAGCAAAUUUAAUGCCAGUUCCAAGUCCACAACAAAUUCAAUAUUUAAAUACAUUUGAAGGCCAAGAAUUAACAAUACAAAAACAACCAAACACUAGUCUAAAAGAUGGCACAAUACAAUCAAAUAAUAAUAAUAAUAAUAAUACAGGAAAUAAUAAUCAAGAUUUACCUGGUAGAAUAUUAACUGGUAAUAUGGAAAAUAAUAAUCAAUUUUCAGGUAGACCUGAAGUUGUCAGUCCAACGGUAGAUAGUAUGAGCCGAGGUUUUGGUUCUAUGCACAGUCCACAUACACCACAUACACCUGGAACAGCACCUCAAACUCCCAUUGAUUCAAAACAAAAUAAUAAUAGCAGCAAUAAUAAUAAUAAUAAUAACAAUAAUAGUAGUAAUAAUAAUAAUAAUAAAAAUUCGGCAAGUGCCCAGAGUAGUCCAGCGCCGAUAAAUACAAAUUUAGUUGACAGUAUGGGCCCACCAAGAACCGUACCGGCUUCCCCAAAUACUAAACAAGAAACCUCUUCGCCAUCUUCCAAGGAUAUUAUUUUACAACAAUCUCCAGUACAAGGACAACAGUCUAAUAAUCAAGGUGUAUCACAGCAACCUAUGCAACAACAACAACAACAACAACAACAGCAACAACAACAACAAAUACAGCAGCAAAUGCAACAACAACAACAAAUGACACCUCAACAACAACAGCAACAGCAGCAGCAGCAACAACAACAACAACAAAGUCUUCUACAAAAUUCCCAACAACAACAAUCACCACUCAUGAAUCAACAUCAAAAUAAUCAAAAUAAUAAUUCUGGACCACCUAUGGGUUCAAUGAAUCAAUUUCCUCCAUGUAUUCGACCUCCAGUAAAUUCAAAUCAGCCAUCUGAUAAUGUUCCAUUAAAUCCAAAUAAUAUUGGUGGACGUAUUGGUAAUAUGGGUGGUGGUAUGAAUACAAAUCAUUUUGAUCCAAUAACAUCAUUAGCACAAAUGAGUCAACAAUUGACAAAUACAGCAGCAUCAAAUGCAUUAGGUAAUGAUGGUUCAAUGCAUCCUGGUGGUGGAAUGAUGUUCAACAAUCAUCAUGGAAUGCAUAUGAUGCAAAUGAAUAAUGAAAUGAAUGGUGGUUGUCAUAUGGGUGGUGGUCCUGGUCCUGGAUCUGGUCCUGGUCCAGGUCCAGGUGGUAUUAAUGAACAAAAUGAUGUUAGUGGUGGUAUGUGUAUGAAUAUUGGUGGUGGUGGUGGUCCACCAACAAGUUAUAGUCCAACAACAUCACAUACAGGUAGUCCAACAAUGGGUGUACCAAAUAAAAUGUCACAUCCAAUGAUUAAUAGACAUGGUAUGAUGCCAGGUAUGAAUCCAUCACAAGGUGGUGUCGGUGGUGGUGGUGGUGGUGGUUAUCCAGGUGGUGAUCAUAUACCACCACCAAGACUUAUGGGACAUAUUAAUAAUCAAAAUCCUUAUAAUGGCACAAACAUACAAGUUAAACCAGGUGCACCAAAUACAAUACAAUAUUUACCAUCACAUCCAAAUCAGAGUAAUGUUGGUCCACGUGGACCACCAAGCCUUGAAUUUCUUCAUAGGUAUACUAAUCCAAUGGGUAUGGAUACGAAAAUGUCAUCACAAUCAUUUUAUAGUAAUGGAUGUAUGCCCAAUAAUAUGUCUGGUCCACAUCCAGGAUUAAUGGGACCCGGUGGUCUUCCAGGUAUGGGUGGUGGUCCUGGUGGUCCACAAAGAAUGGAUGGACAAACAAUUAAUAAUCAACAUCAAUCAAUGAGACCAUCACUUGUUAAUAUGAGACCACAACAGCAACAACAACAACAAAAUAUUAUGAGAAUGCAACAUAUGGUUGGUGGUGGUGUUUUCACUGGUAAUUCAAUGGAUCCAGAUAAAGUCUUCCCUUCAGAUAUGGUACAAUCAUCACAAAUUAAUAAUCAACAUAAUCAACAAAAUCAAAAUAUAUAUGGUCCUGGUAAUAAAGGUAAUUCAAUGGGACUUGGACCACCACCAGAUGCCAGUCAGCCAUUACCACCAAGUAUGGGUGGUGGUCCUGGUACAUUUAAAAAUAGUCCAUUUGUUGGUAGUGGACCAAAUAUGAAUGAUCCAAAUUAUGCUCAACAGUAUCAUAACUUCCAGCAACAAUUAUAUGCAACUGGAGCUAGAGCUAGUGGUCCACCACAACCACCACCACCACAUCCGAAUAUUCAUCCAUCCGCUAAUUCUCAUUCACAUCAACAAUUUUUCAUACCCAAGUAAUAAAUAUAUUUUUUUUUUAUUAUUCUUUUUGCUAUUGUUAUAUUUCCUUUUAAAAUCAACAAUUUUUUUUAUUCAAAAAAACAAAAAACAAUUUAUAUAACUAUGUAAAGGUAGAGAUAAAACAAAAAAAUUUUUUUAAAAAAUGAAACAAAAAUCAAUUAACAGUCGUCCAUUCAAUUAUUAUAUUAUAUUUUAUUUUUUUAUUUUUAUUUUUUUUUUUUUGCGAUUUCAAUUGCAGUUCGGUGUUCCGUGCAAUAUUACCCAGUUGUAUGAAAAAAAAAAAUAAAAAAUGAAAAUUAAUUAUUAACAUUAUAAUAAUAUUAAUAAUAAAUAAUACUAAUAAUAAAUAUUUAUAUAUAAAAAACAUAUAUGAAUACAGUAAGCCGACAAUUUUAUUCGGUGCGUUGUGUAAAUUAAAUAUGAGAGCGUCUUUUGAGAGAAAAAAAAA